This is a messenger RNA of Rhopalosiphum padi (bird cherry-oat aphid), 1752 nucleotides long. Its product is annotated as E3 SUMO-protein ligase ZBED1-like. Lineage: Eukaryota; Metazoa; Arthropoda; Insecta; Hemiptera; Aphididae. Gene Ontology annotation, molecular function: protein dimerization activity. Bases 1 to 1752 code for a protein of 583 amino acids. The transcript has 3 exons. The record is from RefSeq and is a predicted model, not a curated record.
AUGGAUUGGCUAUGGCUUAUGGAGCACUUAAAACGAAAACAUCCCACGCUUAUUGCUAUUACUGUGUCAACAACAGACGAUCCAGAUUCUGAUCUACAAAAUAUCGUGACCAUUGACAAUUUUUCAAAUGUUCAAUCUCCUUCGACAAGUACACAUAAUAUUAUACAAAACCAAUCUUUAACUCUUCCUCCAGCUAAACGCUCGCGCCAACUAAAAUUAUUCGGUUCAACUAAACAUACUGAACUUACUAUUACGGAAAAGAAUAAUAUUGAUAAGUCUUUAGUUAAAAUGAUCACGGCUGACUAUCAGCCCUUAUCAAUAGUUGAAAAUGUUGGAUUUUUAGAGUACACAAAAAAAUUACAACCGCUUUACACUCCUCCAAGUAGGAAAUUAUUAACUACAAAGUUGCUGCCUGAUCAGUAUAACAUAAUUGUUUCUAAACUCAAAUCUAUGUUAAACAACGUAAAUGAUGUGUCUAUAACAACAGAUAUGUGGACAUCUGAUUCCACAAAGUCUUAUAUUACUGUUACUUGCCAUUUUAUUUACAACGAUAAUUUAUACUCGCCAGUUAUUGCUACCAGAGAAGUAUGCGAAAGUCAUACCGGCGAAAAUAUUGCUUCCGCACUAUCAUAUAUUUUUAAUGAAUGGAAUAUAACUGAUAAAAUAGUUACAAUAGUGUCUGACAGUGGAGCAAAUAUAAAAAAUGCUAUUAAUGAACAUCUGAAAAAAUAUCACCACCCAUGUGUAGCUCAUACUUUAAACUUAAGUGUUAAUGAUGCCAUAAAUAAAAACACAGAACUUCUCCAGGUAUUAAAAACAUGUCGAGCUAUAGUGGGUCACUUUAAACACAGUAGUUCUGCAACUGAGAAAUUACGUGAAUUUCAAAAACAGAUGGGCCUCCCUGAGUUGAAAGUUAAACAGGAUGUGAGCACUAGGUGGAAUUCAUGUUUAAUUAUGGUUGAAAGGCUCAUUGAAAUAAAAAAUCCAAUAUCUGCUGCAAUGUCGUCUCUCCGACGAGCACCAAAUUGUUUGACUGCGACAGAAUGGGAUUUAAUAGCAGAUUGUGCUCCAAUUUUAAAACCAUUUGAACAUAUGACGUCAGAGUUGUCCGGAGAAAAAUAUCCAACAUUGUCCUUGGUAAUACCACUAAUAAGAGGUCUUCAAUACACAGUCAAAAAUAUAAAACCAGAUACUCAUGCAGGUAUAUUGCUACAAAAUACAUUACUAGAUGUAGUAGCGAGGCGUUUAGGAUGUCUAGAAAAAAAUAGUAUAGUAGCAAAAUCAACUUUCUUAGAUCCGAGACUUAAAAAAACUGCAUUUGGAUUGGCUGAUAAUGCAGACAACACUCAAAAAUGGAUAAUUGAAGAACUUACUUCGAAUAUAUACAGUAAUAACGACGAUGAAAACAUUGGAAACAAUAUAAGUGAAACACCAGCAUCCCCAAUUGUAACCCGCGAAUCCUUAAAUUCUUUGUGGGAACAUUUCGAUAGUAAAUUAUCUCAAGUAAGAAGUGUUAGUCGCCCUGAUAUUAGUGCAACAUUAAUGGUUCGUCAAUAUCUAGAGUUACCUCAUUUGCAACGUGGAAAAAAUUGCUUAGAUUUUUGGAAACAACAUAAACAUACUUUUCCUGAGUUAUACAAACUGCAACUAAAAUAUUUAUGUAUUCCUGCAACUUCAGUUCCCAGCGAGAGAGUAUUUUCCAAAGCUGGAUUGUUAACCAAUACUCGAAGAAAUAGACUUUUUGAACAGUAG